Molecule: messenger RNA, 7579 nt
Organism: Petromyzon marinus (sea lamprey)
Lineage: Eukaryota; Metazoa; Chordata; Hyperoartia; Petromyzontiformes; Petromyzontidae
Product: arf-GAP with GTPase, ANK repeat and PH domain-containing protein 1-like
Biological process (GO): activation of GTPase activity
Molecular function (GO): GTP binding; GTPase activator activity; GTPase activity
Source: RefSeq, a predicted model, not a curated record
UAGGAGGUGGGGGUGGCUGGGAGGAGUGAGCCCAUGAGCCAACGCUGAGGCUUCGUUAGCAGUGGCAGCAGCUGUGUUUACAGUUCCUUCGCGCGCUGCCCCGCGCACCGAGAUGUCAGCAGCUCCUGUCGUUCGACGGCGGCGCGUGGAGACACCGCACGCACGGCCAACGACGCGGCGGGCGCUGCGCGGACUGUCUUUCGAUUGAGCGGCUCGCGCGAGCGGGGGCCCCGUGCGUCGGAGAUGUCAUGAGUGCUUCUGCCGUCCUCCCGCUGCCGUGACGAUUGAGCCUGCCCUGAGGUGAAGUGCCGCACGCCGCCGCCGCCACCGUCGGCGUGGUAGCGUCAAUCCCCACGCGCGACGCUCGAACGCGUUGUGCAAGCUGUCAGGUGCGUGACCGCGAAGCGAUGUAACGUGGCGUCCUGGGUGAGCCUGCAGCUGCUGUAGCUGAUGCCAAUGCUACUGGUGCUGCUGCCAUCGCCACAGUGGAGAGGGGAGGGAGACUGCUGUAUGAGGAAAAAGGGCCUCGAGACGUUGGGCGAUGAAGGCAGCGUAAACAAUUGAUUUUGUUUACCGUCACGAGGACGCGAUGAUGGACCCGCACGACUCCCCAGUGCCGGGUCGCAGGGGCGAGUUUCAGAGGAGGACCGUGUGCCGCAUCUCCGUGACUCUGGUCAGAAAAGAGCCGCUGGCGCUCAAGGAGGACGGCUCGGUGCCCGCCGGCGAGUUUGCCCCAGCGGCCAAAGGUCGUGACGUUGCGAGCGCCCUUAACGGAGAUUGCGCCGGCCGAGAAGGGGCGCGUGCCGGCAGCUACGAGAGCCUGACUCGGAGUGGCCUGGCCAUGGGACGCCGAGGAGCCAGCGGGAAAGCGUACGGCGAUGGGCGGUUCGACACCAAGGUCCUCCCGUCCAACGCGGCCCUCCAGCGCGCGCCGGCGGACAAUUUCAAACGUGGAGUGAUGCUCGCCGAGAUGGAGGUGCACAAUAGGCCCUCCAAGGGCAAUGACCCUGCCAGUCUGGACGGCGCUGCUGGAUCACCGGUAGGGAGUGCUGCUGGUGCUGCCCCCGGGAAGAGCGGCAGGGACGGCGCCGAUGCUCAGCCGUGGCGCCCGGCGAUGGCGCCAGAGCAGAGGAAGCGCGCUCACACCGUCAGCUGCAUCACGGGCCGCGUGGACGUGCCACCGCCCAGCCCGAGGGCCCUGCAUCAGACAGUGUGGCGCCGAAACCCGGAGCUCGUGUUCCUGCUCGGCGAGAGGGCCCGCAGGAGCGCGCGGCUGCUGCAGGAAGAGCGGGCCAACCGCUGCCUCCCUCCUGGUCGGGAUGGGUUGGAACCGGGGCUGGGGGAGCAGGGCUUCCUGUCCACGUCUGAUGCCACUGGUCAUUGCCCACCCGCCUGGCAUGAACCUCAUGAAAAAGAGAAACAUUUUCAGAAAAAAAAUGAUUUACCUGUGGAUUCUACUUCGUCCUCCCCAGCACAUGCAUUUCUCAAAGUGGAACAGAAGCCACAUAUGGAGGCUGUUAAACCGGCCACCCAUGAAGGUGAUGCAAAUCAAUCGGUAACGUUCCAGCCAGAUGCUUGUAACCCCCGAGUAAAGCCGUGUAACAAAGCCACGUCGGAGGAGGACUAUGAAGGGAGCUCCAGUGCAUCCACUCGCUCAGGACGCCUGUGCGUGGAGGCCGAGCGGCAGACAACUCCACAGGUGCACAGCGGCGGUGUGGGCAAUGUCAUCGAUGCCAGCGCAGGGGACCAAGUCCAGAACAGUGAGGCAGAGAUGGUGGUGGCACAUCACAGGGCUCGAUCGCACAGCUGCGCAAUGGCGACUGCCGCUGAGGCCCUCGCUCGUAGGAGAUUCCAGCCGGAGCUGACGGACGUGCCGGAAGUGGCAGCGAGCAGACAAGCUCGCCCGGCCCUGCGGAAGAGAAGCCUGAGCCUUGGCCAAAAAUUCCGAGAGCUGUCGCUCGGGAGGAAACUCUCGAGCAUACGCGGCCGAGGGGGCGGCCCGUCGACGGACGAUGAAAAAGAGAGCGGUGCUCCGGGUGGCGGUGGCAGAAACCUGUCGAUCGAGCCAAAGGAUGGGGAGAUGAACGGUGAGCGCGGUGGGCGCGUGGUCCGGAGUCCGCGCAGAGAUAAACCGGUGGCGGAGGAGAGCCGGGUGAAGAGGCUGCUGAGCGGCGCGUUCAUCAAGAAGAGGGACGUGGUCUCCGCAUCCCCAUCGCGAGGGGUCCUCGCCGGCAGCUGGGAGCUGCUGCCCGGGGCCCCGCAAGGCGGCGCUCACGCCAGCGACGACUCGUUCGUAAACAGCCAGGAGUGGACCCUGUGCCGUGGCGUGCCGGAGUUGCAUGUGGGGAUUGUGGGAAACCUUGGCUGUGGCAAGUCAGCGCUGGUGCAUCGCUUUCUGACAGGCGCGUACGUGCGGGAGGAGUCUCCGGAAGGGGGACGCUUCAAGAAGGAGAUGGUGGCAGAUGGCCAAAGCCUCCUGCUCUUAAUCCGGGACGAGGGCGCACCGCCGACAGAGCAGUUUGCGUCCUGGCUGGACGGCGUGAUGCUGGUGUUCGCGCUGUCCGACGAGACGAGCUUCCAGAGCGUGGCGCGCUACCACCAGCAGCUGUCGUCGCUCUGCAGCCUCUCGGAGCUGCCCACGCUGCUCGUGGGGACACAGGACGCGAUUGGGCCGGGCAGCCCACGCACCGUCGAGGAUGCCCGCGCGAGGAGGCUGUGCUCCGAGCUGCGCAUUGGCACCUACUACGAGACGUGCGCCACCUAUGGCCUCAACGUGGAGCGCGUCUUCCAGGAAGUGGCCCAGAGGAUCGUGGCCACGCGGAAGAAGCAGCAGCUGUCCAUCGGACUGUGCAAGCCUAUGGUGACGUCACCCUCCGCGCCUGUCGUUCCGUCGUCCCCCAUGGGGCCCCUGUCCCCGCACCCUGCGCAGCCGUCUGCGCUGCACGGAGGCCUUUACUCACAGACGCACGUGGCGGCGGCGGCAACAGCCGCGGUCAUUCCUGCGCUGUCGUCAUCGUCUGCUUCCACGCCGGCCAGCACUGAACGGGAAAUGCGGAUUGACGGCGCCAUCACCCCCACGUCGUCGCGCAAGCAGCCGCGGCGUCGAUCCAUCUUCACGUCCCGGAAGGUGAACCUGGAUGGCGAAAGGAGGAAUGACGUCGGGAAAACGGACAUCAUUGGGAGCGGCAGGGAGAUUCCCAUUAAACAGGGUUUCCUGAUGAAGAGGAGCAGCAGUUCUCUCAAUAAGGAGUGGAAGAAAAAAUAUGUGACACUCUGCGACAGUGGCACCCUCACCUACCACCCCAGCCUGCAGGACUACAUGCAGAACGUGCACGGCAAGGCCAUCGACCUCCUGCGGACGACGGUGAAGGUUCCGGGCAAGCGGCCGCCCCGCGCUUCCUCCUCCAGCAUGAGCAGCCUGGGGGGCGUCGGCGGCGGCGUCGGCGGCGGCGGCGGCGUCGUCUCCUCGCCGUUCGCGCAGCAGUCGGCGCAGGCCGGCGCGCACGCUUGGCACGCCGCCCGCCCUCACACCGCCUCCGGUGCGCAGCCCAACGGCGCGCCGGGGGGCGCGCGGGCGCCCCCCGGCGCGCCCGCGCCGCUGUCCUCCAACGCCUUUUCCGCGUGCCCCUCGUCCCUGCCGUCGACGUCCAUCCUGCAGCAGCUGCUGGGCUCGAGCGCGGGCCACCGCGUGUCGCCCGCCGGCGUGCAGGCCGCGUUCGGGGCCUGCUCGUCGACGCCCUCGUCGCCCGUGUCGAUCGGCGCGGCGGGAGCCCCCGCGCCGCCCUCCUGCUACUUCCCGGCGCCGUGCCAGCCAGGCGGAGGCGGCAGCAACGGCGUGCACUCGCGUAGCGCCAGCAGCAACUCGUGCUGCGCGAGCGGCGGCGCUGGCUUCGGCGCCGCGGACCUCGGCCGGGAGCUUGGCGGCGUGCACAUCUCUGGCAAUGGAGGAGUGCCGUCUGAGCGCUCUGCCAGCACCACCAGCCUCGCCAUGCACCAGCGCUCUGCUUCGCUCUGCAGCUCCGAGCACUGGAUUGACGGCGGCGCCUUCGACGACAGCGCUGUGGACUCGUCACACUUCAGCCCGGGCUCCCCGACGGGCCGGCGCGACGUUCCCCCGUCGCCGCACGCCGCCCGCAGGAAGGGUCGCUGGAACAAGACGGUGCGGAACGGCCGUCCGGAAGGCAGCACCAACAGCGAAGAUCCAGAGGAGACGUUUGAGUUUGUGCUGGUGUCGCUGUCGGGACAAACUUGGCACUUUGAGGCCCCCAGCUGGGAGGAGCGAGACGCCUGGGUUCAGGCCAUCGAAGGCCGCAUCCUCGCCAGCCUGCAGUCCUGUGACAGCCGCAAGACGAAGACGCGGCUGGGGAGCCAAGGCAGUGCGGUGGCAGCGCAGAACAUCCGCGACGUGCAAGGGAACGACGUCUGCAUCGACUGCGGUGCCCCCAACCCCGACUGGGCGAGCCUCAACCUGGGCGCCCUCAUCUGCAUCGAAUGCUCGGGCAUCCACCGCAACCUGGGCUCGCACGUAUCGCGCGUUCGCUCGCUCGACCUGGACGAGUGGCCCGACGAGCUGGCGCAGGUCAUGGUGUCGGUGGGGAACGCCAUGUCGCGCGGCGUGUGGGAGGGCUCCCUCGCCGGACAUGCCAAGCCAGGCCCGCGCAGCUCACGGGAGGAGAAGGAGCGCUGGAUCCGGGCCAAGUAUGAGCAGCGCCUCUUCCUGGCGCCCAUCCCCUAUGCGGACGCCUCGCUGGGCCAGACGCUGUGCCGCGCCGUCCGCGCCGGCGACCUGCGCUUCGUCGUGCUGUUGCUAGCGCACGGCACGCGCAGCGACGUCAACGAGCCCGAGGAGGACGGCGAUGAUGACGACGACAACGACGACGAGGGAGGUGGGGGCACCGCCGGCAGCGUCCGUCGUCGUGGUGGUGACAGCAUGGCCUGCACUGCGCUUCACCUCUCCUGCGCUCUGCCCGACGUCGUCAUCACGCAGCUCCUCGUCUGGUACGGAGCCGACGUCCUCGCCCGCGACGCGCUUGGCCGCACGCCGAUGACGUACGCGCGCCAGGCCCGGUGCCAGGAGUGCGCCGACGUGCUCGCGCAGCACGGCUCCCCCACCGACCACGAGCCGGGCCGCUACCCGCCGCCCAGGUUGGCCCUCUCGCCGCCACGGGGGGCGGGCGGCGCGUUCCUCGCCAACCACGCCAAGCAGCCGAGCGGCGGACCCGGCUCCCGGCAGGGGUUCGCCGCACCCAGGCUGGGCAACGGAUGAGUUUGCCACCCCGCCCCCUACACCCGCCCCACUCGCCCCACCCGCCCCGCCUGCCCCCUUCUUCCCAGAGACGUCGGACUCGACGCCGGCGGCCCCCGCUGACGAACCAACGGGACUUGCGAUUGAGCCGUGCUGCGCAGCUCCACGUAGCUGGGACAUUAGUAGGGAACCUUUGUAGUGAGUGAGCGUUCAACAGGAACGUUCUUCGGAAACUUUAGCGGUGAACGUUUUACGCUCGCAUGGGUGAGGGGUUUUUUUCUGCUAUUUUCACGCAGGCAGCUUGCUGUUGAGACCUUACCGUCAUUCGAACGGCAGUUUAAACUUGUUUUUCUUUUUCUGUUUUAAUCGGCCACCGGGAAAUGAUCGCAUGUGGCUUCUUGAAGAACGGUUUCCAUUCACACUGCAAAACUGAGAUUGAUCAAAGGGAUUGAUGGUAUUCAGCUUCGGUCUGUGUGGUGUAUCAUUACGGCCGGAAUGCAUUCACAGAGCCCGAACAUGUGCUCGCCCUCUCUCCCUCUCAUCUGCCAAAGUGAUCACAGAAGGCACAUAAGUAACGUGUGAAACAAUAUUAUUUAUUUAUUUAUAAUGCUUACGAGUUUUAAAAAAAAGAUGUACAUAUUGAAACCCAAUUAUACUUUCGGAUGAGCCGAUUAAACUUUUUUUUCGUCAAUAAAUUUUCACCACACGCAAAAGAAAGGGAGAAAGUUUAAAUUGGCGCUUGACGAGUGUGCGUUCUAAACGUUAAAAGAGAAACUCAACAUCAAGCACAAUGGCUAAUUGUGUUAAGAAGAAAUCUACGGUUGGCUUGAAAAUCGGCCCCGUGUCUGGGUCGCGUGUCUUUGAUGGCGCAGAUUCUCGUCGUCGUUAGACGAGGGCAAUAACCGGUCCGCGCACGUUGGACCAAACGAAACACCCGCUGCCUUAAUUCCACCACCUUUACAUAUCCACUGGAAGAUGAGGGAUUGUCGAGACUGAAGGGGAGCCAUCCAGCAAUAAGACUCAAACUUUUAUAGCGAUACAGAUCUGUAAUAAAGACCCUCCGUGAAGUGGCAAGCACAAUAUUUGAUCGUAAGCGCCUUGGUGUAUAUUUCUUUUGUUUGUAAUCGAUACUUAAGAGGUGGGGAGGCGGGGGGCGGGGCACGGCGGUGUAAAUGUGUUUGCUGCGUUUACAGUGAUGUACAAAGUACUCCUUGUACUUUUUGUUCAGCAUUAGCAUACACCUCUGUGAACGCCGCGUGCAGGCAUGACAGGGUAUAUUAUUCACUCUUUGUGAGCAAGGCAGAGGUUGUGCACUACGCGAGGCAGCCACAUGAAAGGGCAGGUUCGAGAAUCAAGUCGAACCCAACAAAGGAGAGAAAGCAACCUUUAGAUUUAGACAGCAGUCAGUCCGGGGUAAUUGGCAGCAGGCGGACACAGAGAAGAGAGAAGGAGCGAAUCUCCCAUUGAGCAGGGAAACUUUGAUGGAAAGUCAAGACAGAGGGAGAGAAGAGGGUGGAUCAGAAUUGAGAAUAUUUAUUCAUACUGGAGAAACCCGACGAGCUAUAACGCUCUUUUUCACAGGUGACCGGUAGGGCCGGGUUCAGAACGUCACAACAACAAUGCUGUGCGGGUAAUCGGACAGACUUCCCCUUUUAGGGUUUUCUUUUUUCUUUCGUGGGGCAGCUUUGGACCAGCAAAAGCGGUGGCUGCUUUAGCCUCGUAGGCACAAGUGGACAACAGCCAUAGCCACGCAAACUCGCGCGCGCCCCACCACACUCACAGCGUUCGCAUUUCACAGGAGGGGGGAGCCUUGGCGGGUUUCGUGACCGAAAUUUACCUGCUGGAAAAUUGUCCUUUAAAAUUCGACGGCGACGUGUGAUAAAUCACCAUCGCCGUUGGUCGUCAGCGGGGAUGGAUGGAUCAUCGUAUGCAGCAGUGCUCAUCGCAUCAUCAACAUCAUCUCCGGCAGUCAUCGUCAUCCUCCUCAGCUGCAGCAGAAGCAUCAGCUGUGGCAGCAGUCUCAUCAUCAGCUGCUGUAGCAAUCAUCAGCUGCUAUUAACGAUCACCAACUGCGUCAACAUUCAUCACCGUUCACCACCACCGUCGUCGUCAUCGUCGCCGUCAGCCGUCUCGAUAUUUAUUUUUGCGAAGCGCCUUUCUCACAUAAAAAAACACAUACGCAGUGUAAACGUGUUCGCGCACGCGUGUAAGUUUCAUACCUGUCAACCCAUACGGUUUACCCCGUAUUCUUGUACAGGGAAAUUGAGUUUUCAGGUCCAUAAGGCGAUACGGCCGUUUCAAUACGGGCAACAACAAAAAAAGCGUCUAUUUUUU